Colletes gigas is the source of this 1675-nucleotide messenger RNA. RefSeq names its product SPARC (gene SPARC). The record is from RefSeq and is a predicted model, not a curated record. The coding region runs from base 270 to 1193 and encodes 307 amino acids. NCBI's taxonomy places the organism in Eukaryota, Metazoa, Arthropoda, Insecta, Hymenoptera, Colletidae. Gene Ontology annotation, molecular function: calcium ion binding; extracellular matrix binding; collagen binding. Gene Ontology annotation, biological process: anatomical structure development. The transcript is spliced from 6 exons.
UACGAGAGACGAUGCAAGAACAUUAACUUGACCCGAUACAUUAAUUUGAGGUUUAGGUUCUUUGUAACGUCUAUAACGGUCGAACGGGGUCGAAAUAACGGACACUCGACGCGAAGGAAGUUUAUCUUGGCGUUAUCUGUCAAGAUAAGGCUCUAUCCUUCCGUCCAGCAUCGAAAACAAAAAUAAACGCAUACUUCCUACGGUUGUGCGCCAAACUUACAUACUAAUUGGUCCCAGAACAGCUGAUACAAGUCAAAACAAGGAUCGCGAUGGGGGUGAAACUGCGAUUUCUUCUGUUUACAUUCUUGUUGGUGGCCAUCUUGGUGGACACCUCUUCGGCGCAACAGCGUCGAAGGAAGUAUCGUCGUCGUACGACCACGACGACAGAAGCUUCCGUUCAGGAUGAGGUCAUGAACAUGCUGGAGGCUGACGAAAUUGCAGAGGACGCGCAGAAAGCUGAGAUCACCAACGAAGAUGGCACCAAUGAGGACAAUUCGAGGCGUCAGAGCUUGCUUCGUGUGGAUCCGUGUAUAGGGAAACACUGUGGUGCCGGACGAGUUUGCAAGACCAUCGACGACGAUACCGCAGAAUGCGUUUGCGUGGACGCAUGUGGCGAGGAGGUCGACCCCAGGCGAAAAGUUUGCACCAAUUACAACGAAACGUUUGACAGCGACUGUCAGGUUUACCAAGCCCGUUGUUUCUGCGACACGGGUGAUGCCAGGUGCAGGGGACCUGACUAUCAACACAUCCAUAUCGAGUACUACGGCGAAUGUAGACAGAUGCCUAUGUGUAGAGAGGAAGAAAUGGCCUACUUCCCAUGGCGUAUGAGAGAUUGGCUGUUCAACAUCAUGAGGGAUUUGGCAGAUCGCGAAGAAUUACCAUCUCAUUACUUGAAAAUGCAAAGGGAAGCAGAAACGAAUCACACGUUACGUUGGACUAACGCCGCCAUUUGGAAAUGGUGCGAUUUGGAUGGCCACCCACACGACAGGGCUGUCUCCAGGCACGAACUUUUCCCCAUUAAAGCACCAUUGAUGGCUCUCGAGCAUUGCAUCGCGCCAUUCCUCGAUUCUUGCGACGUUAACAACGAUCACAAAAUCACCCUCGCUGAAUGGGGUAAAUGCUUGGAACUGGAGGAGGACGUUUUGGACGACAAGUGCGACGAGUUGGCUGAAGCUACAAACUUUGACCAAUAACUAAUUACCACAAAUUCUAAGGAUAUGGUGUUCGCAGUUGGAUAAAGGAAUGGAAGAAAGAAAAGGCCAGAAAGUAAAUCAGGAGUUGAAUGAAACAGUAAAGUUUCAUUAAUAAAAGUUCAAUAUUAACGUUGGAGAUUAUACUCCAUAAUUCCAUAAUAGUUUUCUAACUAGCUGGAAACCUUUUAAUCUAUAGUGAUUCGAAAAGAAACACGACGUCCCUAGUUUUCUCUCCAUAUACUAUACAUUAGAUACUAUUUUGCUAGCAACAACGUACGCAUACAUCUUUUGUAUAAACGUAUUACGUGACUGCCUUUUUAUCAAUUAAAAUAAUAAAUAGUACACUUUUUUCAUCUGCUGAUACUGAUUUCUUAUGCUAUGCAUUAUUACAACCGUAAUAAAAAAUUAUUUUUUUAUAUCUUUCAUCGAAUAAUAGAGAUCCAAGAAAUUUUAUUAUUGUUCCUCGCGUUUUACAUUAUUAA